CGGUCCACACCAGUAGAUGGCGGAAAUGCAUCAAUCUGCUGUUUGCCAACCGCCGAAAAGAUUUUAAAGAAGAAAAAGAAGACUGGGGCGAGCUCUUCUCCUGCUCACUACCGUUGUGCGCACGGACACGCCAAUUUCCUGCAAGAGGGCCAACUGCAUCUAAAUAACAAUGGGAGUUCAAGUAAACACCCUUAGACCUGGAGACGGAAAGACUUUUCCAGUGAAAGGACGGAUGGUCAACGUGCACUACGUCGGCACGCUGGAAAACGGGAAGAAAUUUGACUCCUCCAGGGACCGGGGCGAGCCCUUUAGUUUCAAACUGGGAGCAGGUGAAGUCAUCCGUGGAUGGGAUGAAGGUGUUGCUCAGAUGUCUGUCGGCGAAGUGGCAAGGCUGACCUGCUCUCCUGAUUACGCCUAUGGCAGCCGAGGAUAUCCACCCAUCAUUCCUGCAAACUCUACCCUCAUCUUUGAAGUGGAGCUCCUGAGUUGCUGAGCUUUUUUUCUUCUGUUCACUGAAACUUAUCCUUGACUAUUAAUUUGGGGUCUUUCUUGUUCCACAUCUAUCAAAAAUGUUAUUUUAAUUCACCAAAUAUGAUUGAAUCGACCAAAUCAUGUUUAAAACCAAAUGGUUUUAAAUUGCAUUACUUGGACAGUUUUCAAAUACCAGAAUUUUUAGCUGAUCGAUUUUUUUUCCUUUGUAAGUGAAUUUGAUUCCUAAAUUAGAUCUAUUGAAGGCAAAUCAAGAAAAUACAAGUGUUAUUGAACACAAUGGCCUUUGUGGCAAAGCUGUUAAAUUUUACAUUUUUUCCCCAGUGUUUUAAAGUAGUGCAUUUGUUAGUGAUGUAACCACCCCAAGUUAAAAAUGUGAUUUCCUUGGAUAUCUUUCACCAUAUAUUUCCUACUUUAAAACA
Cyprinodon variegatus (sheepshead minnow) is the source of this 911-nucleotide messenger RNA. RefSeq names its product peptidyl-prolyl cis-trans isomerase FKBP1A-like. The coding region runs from base 170 to 493 and encodes 107 amino acids. The record is from RefSeq and is a predicted model, not a curated record. Gene Ontology annotation, molecular function: peptidyl-prolyl cis-trans isomerase activity. Lineage: Eukaryota; Metazoa; Chordata; Actinopteri; Cyprinodontiformes; Cyprinodontidae. The transcript is spliced from 4 exons.